Carica papaya (papaya) is the source of this 822-nucleotide messenger RNA. NCBI's taxonomy places the organism in Eukaryota, Viridiplantae, Streptophyta, Magnoliopsida, Brassicales, Caricaceae. The record is from RefSeq and is a predicted model, not a curated record.
AUGGAGUGUUAUUCAGCUUUGUUGAUUCUUGCAUUUCUUCUCUCAUCAAUCUCUUCGAUCUCUAGCCAAGAUGCAAUAACUCAUUUUUGUCUAUACGAGAAAGGGAAUUACACUGCGAAUGACAAUUAUUCGGCCAAUCUCAAUCUCAUUGUCUCCUCUUUUUCCUCAGUCUCAAAAAACGAUUAUGGAUUCUACAACAUGUCCGUUGGCCAACACUCUGAUAGAGUUAAUGCAAUCGCUCUUUGUAGAGGUGACAAACGUCCGGAUGAGUGCAACACAUGCAUCAGAACAGCUGUUAAAAAUAUCACAGUUGAUCUUUGUCCUAACCUCAAGGAGGCAAUUAUAUGGCGUAUCGAUAAUUGUAUGGUUCGGUACUCGAAUAGAGAAAUCUUUGGUGCAAUGGAAACUGAUCCUUCUUUCUCUGCAAACCAUCCAAAUAAUGUCACUGAUGUUGAAGGGUUCAAUAAGAUUCUGAGAAGUUUACUGGAUAGUCUAAAAACGACAGCUAUUUCAGGGGAUUUUCGUCGAAAAUAUGCUGCUGGAAAUGCAACAGGCCCAAAUUUUUUGACUAUUUAUGCUCAAGUUCAAUGCACUCCAGACUUGUCUGAACUAGAAUGUGAUGAUUGUCUUGUUAAUUAUUUUGAAGGUCUUCCAGGAUGUUGCGGUAGCAAACAAGGAGGGAAGAUUGUUGGGCCUAGUUGUUAUUUCAGAUUUGAGAUUUAUCGUUUCUAUGAACCUGAAGUUUAUUUAUCAAAAACUGGUUCACCAAAUAUAUCUACAAAGAAUACCACCAUUUCAAAAGAAUUUUCGGUGAAUUUAUGA